Pseudonaja textilis is the source of this 2549-nucleotide messenger RNA. RefSeq names its product tumor protein D52 (gene TPD52). The record is from RefSeq and is a predicted model, not a curated record. Gene Ontology annotation, biological process: B cell differentiation. Gene Ontology annotation, cellular component: mitochondrial small ribosomal subunit; cytoplasm. NCBI's taxonomy places the organism in Eukaryota, Metazoa, Chordata, Lepidosauria, Squamata, Elapidae.
UGGGGUGUGUUGACGGGCGGGUUGGUGCCUAGACGUCGCCGCCCUCCGUUCUGGGCGCCACCGGAGAUAGGAAGAGUCCGCGAGAGGCCGACGGGGGGAUGGCCGCGGAGACGAACGCCGGCAGCCAGCAAGGUCUGCUGAAAAAUGAAGCCAUUCCUGAAGGAGAAGAUGCGGUUGCUGCAAUUGAUGUAGAAGCUCUCUCUGAAGAAGAACAAGAAGAGCUAAGAAGAGAGCUUGCUAAGGUAGAAGAAGAAAUCCAGACUUUGUCACAAGUGUUAGCUGCCAAAGAGAAGCAUCUAGCUGAAAUAAAGAGGAAACUAGGCAUCACUUCACUGCAGGAACUGAAACAAAAUAUUUCUAAAGGAUGGCAAGAUGUAACUUCCACAAAUGCGUAUAAGAAGACAUCAGAAACAUUGUCUCAGGCUGGACAGAAAGCAUCUGCUGCUUUCUCAACAGUGGGUUCUGCCAUCACAAAAAAGCUGGAAGAUGUGAAAAAUUCUCCAACAUUCAAGUCAUUUGAAGAAAAAGUGGAAAACUUAAAGUCUAAAGUUGGGGGAAAUAAGCCUGCUGGAGCUGACUUUGGAGAUGUCUUGAAUUCUGCUGCCAACGCCAGUGCCACAGAAGCUACUCCAAAGCAGACGGAAGAGGAGACUCAAUGAUUGCUCCACCUUUGCACUGUCCACUGCCAGAUGCUGAAAGCAAAUGCUGAAGUGCAUCACCUCUGCUGUUGACCCCUGCAGUAUGUUCUUCUGUUUAGCACUUAGCUUUCCAAAUAUUUAAUAGUUUCUUGAGGUUCAGAGUAUUUUUGAAAUUGGAAAAUACACUUGCCUUUGUUAAUCUGCAGGACAGGAAUUGUUAUGUAUUUUGAGGAUUAGGUUUAAUUCCAGUCUAGGUAAUCACUAAAUUACUGCAUUACAAAAAAUUAAAAACCGAGCUGGAACAUUAUGCACAUGUGACAUUUACAUUAUGAACCAUCACUCAUGUCUGCUUUCACAGACAAACCUUGAAAGUCUUUAGCCAUUAAGUGGAUACUCCUAAUUGAUACUCUUUCACUAUAUUCUUUGGCCAAAUAAAUUGGCUUGGGUUUUGCAAUGGCUACUGUACCACUUUUUUUUUUGCAGUUUUCAAAGCUGAAGAAGGUAGCUUCCGAGCAUGUCAUCUGUGAUUUAUUGGUGUUUUCCAAAAAAUAUUUCUUUUGACAAAUCCCAGCCUGAGACACAUUUUUCCUUGGAGGUUACAGGUGAACUUAAUUCAGUUUUUGCCUUGUCUAUAGAAAGCUGCACAGGUAAAAUGAGCUUAUAGGCAUGAAGCAGAUGAUAAAUGUAAAAGCCUAAUAAAGCACAGUAGUGCUUUCAAAUCAUUCCAUGCUAUUGAAAGUGUUACAUGUUUAUUCUUUUCUUGAAUUUAAAUCAUGGGACAAAUAUAUUCAUCUUCUCAAUGAUAAUUGGUUGAAGCUGUGGGCAGUUUGUACACUUAUGUAUGUGGAUUCUAGGAGUUUGCAUCUAAGAAAAGGCCUUCAGUGAAACAGGAGCCUAUCUAAAUUGAAAACCCAUGUUGAAGCUUGAGAAUAUAUUUAAAUAUUGUAAUCAUAGGUCAAUUUCAUGUAUAAAAUGUUAAUUAAAUUUGUUGCUCUAAAAAGAUUUGAUUUUGCAGAAGCAAAAUAUACUCCAACUUUAUUUGUUUAUUUUCUGGCACCUUAUAAAAUAAGUUUUGCAUACGUUUUUGCUACUUUUAAUCACCAAGCUUAAACUGAACUAGAACACAUCCUUAAGAUACACGUAACUUGAGCUUUGUCUUUAUAGCUGCACCAAAAAGGUUACACAUCAUAUAAAUCAACUUACGCUGUAUUUGACAGCUUUCUGUAGCAUUUCAGAUUUAAUCUGAAUACUUGGUUACAUAUACAAUAAAAUGCAUUGUAUUGUCAAAUACAAAAGGCUUCCUGAAUGUUUUCAAACAUGGUUUUAUAUUCCAUACAAUUCAUUGUAUGCAUAUUUACUUUGAAUUCAGUUGCGUAUUAGUUACCUUUAAAAUAUUAAUCCAGAUGUUUCACUUUUUAUUUUUACUUCUAAAUUUUUCAUUGGUUCCCAAAUGGGUCAUUUUUAGAAAACAAAGAACACUUUUGUUCAUAGAAAAGUAAUUAGAUAUUAGGGCAUUCUCAUUAAUCCAUUUUGUGUAUACUUAAUUCUCUGCAUAAUAUAUACAAUCAAAGGCUUUUCUGUAAACAGUAAUCCAAAGGGAAACUUUAUUUUUAAAAUAUAUUACUGGGUCUCCAUUAUUCAUUCAGUGUUAAUUGUAAUUCUUAACACACUGUGUAUUGUUCGCAGGAUCUGCUUCUUGUCAUGAUGUAAACUUGUUUUAGAGAGUUAAGUUGGCAGUUUUCUGAUUUUUCCAUAUAUCAGCUCAAACCUUUUUUUUCUGGCACAUGCAACUUUUAGUUUUUCUCUUGCUUCAUUAUGCCUCCUAGCCCUAUUCCAAUGCUCUUUCACCAGCUCUAUUGGGACUAAGUUCUUCUGGGUAUAGGUCUUUUUAACAAAGAGAUCUUAACUGUU